AGCAAAAAGCCAUCCUCCUGCUCUCGCUUCCUUGGAGGCUUGAUAAAACGCUUCUUGAGUGUCAACAUCAACCGGCAUAAGCAUGACACGAACAGAGGCGUCUCCAGCUGAAAACAGGUUCUCCGCUGCCUAUAAACGCUUGUUGAUAAAUAAUCUCCAGAUCGAAUUGGAAGACAAACGCCGAAAGUACGAAGAUGAGACUGCCCGUCUGGAAGAAUCCUUGUUCUUUCACUGUGAAGAAGCUUGGACCAUGCUCCCGAUGGAAGUUCGAAAUAUGACCGUGGAGACUUUUUGUGUCAAGUACGGAGGAGAUUUGAACAACUUUUUGAAGUCGAUGAACAAGGGAAGUGGUAAUGGUGCAAAGGCAAGUCAAGGAGUGCGCGGUGGAAGAACAGCCUUGCGAGACUUUGAACAGAUUGAACCGGUACAUCCUCCCACAUUCAGCCACUACCUCCCUCAAACUCCUGCCUCUAGCCGACAAGUAUCAUCGGAUUCCAGAGACUCGGUCUCAACCGUAUCAUCCCGUCGGAUGACACUCCGCUCGUACAGCAAAAGUUCGAACGAGCCACCACCUACACCGCUUGUAACCAUUCCAUUACGAAAUACCCAGGAAAUAUGCGAAUUCGAUCCUACGAGUUAUGCAUCCAUUGACGAGAUGCGAGAGGAAAUGGGAGACGAUAAAUGUGACGAAGCGUUGGCGCGGAUAAGAGACAUGCACGAGCAGCUUAGUCGCCUUUUGGGAUUUUAAAUACGGGAAUGUUGGCCCAUCGAGGUCUACUAGUAGUUAUCUGUAGUUAUCUGUAUAUAUCUUGGUAAGAAGCUCUAUUAUUUGAUCGACCUUUGAAAGAUCUACCUUCUAUCUUUGGUAUGACAAAUCUAGCAUAUUCUAUCCACCAGUAGGACGGUUUAUAUGAGGUAUUGUAAAAGAACUAGCAGUUGACAGC
Molecule: messenger RNA, 944 nt
Organism: Spizellomyces punctatus DAOM BR117
Lineage: Eukaryota; Fungi; Chytridiomycota; Chytridiomycetes; Spizellomycetales; Spizellomycetaceae
Exons: 3
Coding region: 83-748 (221 amino acids)
Source: RefSeq, a predicted model, not a curated record